This is a messenger RNA of Zymoseptoria tritici IPO323, 2229 nucleotides long. Its product is annotated as peptidase M3A and M3B, thimet/oligopeptidase F. Gene Ontology annotation, cellular component: mitochondrial intermembrane space. The record is from RefSeq and is a predicted model, not a curated record. The transcript is spliced from 7 exons. NCBI's taxonomy places the organism in Eukaryota, Fungi, Ascomycota, Dothideomycetes, Mycosphaerellales, Mycosphaerellaceae. Gene Ontology annotation, molecular function: metalloendopeptidase activity. The coding region runs from base 1 to 2229 and encodes 742 amino acids. Gene Ontology annotation, biological process: peptide metabolic process; proteolysis.
AUGGUCGUGACGUUCAUUCUCCUUGCUACUGUCCUGCAGCUCGCACACGGUCUUACCAUUGAGAGGCCUCCGCAAGCUCCCCACGUGUUCAACGAUACGGUCGAGUCUGUCGAGCAGCUCGAGGUUACACUACUGGCAGCAGAAAAAAGCGCCAUUCAGCAAAUUCUGGAUACAGUCUCGCUGGAAGAUGCCAAUUUUGACAAUACGAUUCUUCCCUACGUGCAAAACGAGAACAUUCGGCUAGCAAAACUAUUGCCGAUCAGAGUCUAUGAUUCGGGAGACCUCGCCACUGCUGCGAACGAAGUCUAUGCCAAUGUCUCGAACGCCGUGAGGACCGUCUUCGCCAGUGAACCCUACUUCGCCCUGGUCGAUCAUCUCUAUCAGGCAAAUCCAGCACUGAGCGAAGAGGAUGAAAUUGUCCUAAAGGACAUGUGGAACAAGCUCGCCACUUCAGGUCUCAGUCUCGCGGCAGGCGCUGAGCGCGACCAGUAUCUCAACAAGCUGAAGCGCAUCGAAGACAUCCAGGACGAAUUCUUUGCAAAUUUGGACAGUCCGGUCUAUGUCUAUUUCACAGCCGAGGAACUCGACGGAGUAUCUCCUGAUACAAUUCGGACUUUCGACAAUGCCACUGGCGCAAACGCUGGAAAGCUACAAAUCGACAUCUUGAGCAAUGACAAUCUUGGUGAAUUGAUCCUCAAUUCCGUGAACGAGACGACCAGAUUAUCGAUUUUCCUCGCGUAUGAACGUCAGGCGCCGGCAAAUGUCCCUCUCGUCCAGGAGAUGAUUCAGCUGCGAUUCGAGGUUGCACAACUGUUCAACUUUUCGUCGUGGACUGAAUUUGCUAUCCAGAAUACCCUGGCCGCGAACAUCGAAGCGGUAGAGGACUUCAUUGCAGACCUCCGGACCAGUGUUGCCCCUCUAGGCCAAAGCGAGCAAGCAGUCAUCAAUGACUUGAAGUCGAAAGACGAGCGACUAGUAAGCCCAGUCGGCGAAAAAGACAUUGCGUACCGGUGGGACAAAGAUCGUUACGCCAACAUCGAACGGAAGACCACUGACGCCGUUAACGACGAUGAAGUCAAGGCCUACUUCCCUGCCAAUGUUACUGUACCCGCGAUUUUGGACAUCUACGCGCAGCUCUAUGGACUGCGAUUCGACCGCGUUACGGGCCAGGAUGCCAACGAACUCUCGCCAACGGGCAAGGGUAGUGACUUGGUCUAUCAUCCCGAUGUUGCAAUGUAUGCUGUCUGGGACAAUGAGGCCUACCGUAAUGCGUGCAACGACCCUAAUGACAGUCAUUUCCGGGGAUGGCUUUAUGUCGACAUUUUCCAACGUCCUGGCAAGGACAACACUGGGUUUGAAGACAUGUUCGUUCCCGGAUAUUACGCCGACGGUCGUCGGCAGUACCCAUCGGUGCAAAUUGUCUUGUCACUUCCAAAGUCUCGGGGCGAUGAGGAUGCUCAGCCGACCCUCAUUCAGUACCACCAAUUGGCCUCUAUAUUUCACGAACUAGGGCAUGGCACGCACGAUCUCGUGUCAAUUACGACAUACGCAAGGACCCAUGGUACUUCCAGUGUUCCAACGGAUUUUAUUGAGCUGCCAAGCCAAUUUAUGGAGAACUACGCGCGUGUGCCGGAAGCGAUCAAACAGAUCUCUAAGCAUUGGUCAUCCCUCUCUCCACAAGCCGCCGAAGCAUGGAGAAAGGAGCAAUCCGACCCAGACGCUCCUCUUCCGCCGGCGACCAUGCCCGAUGACCUGAUCGCACAAGUCAUUAAGGGCAAUGACUUUGGAACAGGUUUCGACACGCUGGCCAGCAUCAGCUGGUCGCGCUUCGACCAAGACUUGUAUCAGCUGUCCAGCCUCGACGCCAUCAAGAAUACCAAAGUCGCGGAGGUGUACAACAAAGACUUUCGCAGCAUCCUCGCCAUACCUGAUCCUUCCGACCUCGGGCAGGGUUACGGCUGGGGUAACGAAGUGAGCACGUUCGGCCAGAUUGUAGAGGAUCUGUACGCUGGCUUGUACUACUCGUACCAGUGGUGUCUGGUACGAGCCGAGGACGUGUUCUAUACCGCAUUCUACGACGAUCCCUUCAAUAGCGCGGUCGGUUGGAGAUAUCGUCAACAGGUUUUGCAGCCUGGCAGCUCCAAGAACGUCUCGUCCUUGUUGCCAUCUUUUCUCGGUCGCGAGCCGAACAAUGAGGGCUAUUACAGGUACUUGGGUAUCAAGCAUUGA